GACGAAGAAGAAGGAGAAACGGGAAGAUGAAGGCAGCAGCUUCCGAGGACAUAUCGUAGCAGGUUCUAUGCUGCAGUUGAGGACAUCUGAAGAAGUCGAAAAGAGCUGUGAGAUUUCCCAGCUCAGACAAGCAGUGUUACAAAACGAUGACAGACUCCUCGAUGAGAUGCUCUGCCAAGAAAUCUACAAGAAAGUCAUCAACUGCAGAGGUGGUUGGGGCAUCGCUGGCACGCCCCUGCACGCCGCCGUGUCUAAAGGCCACCUCAGCUGUCUGCAGGUGCUGCUAGCCCAUGGUGCUCUGGUGGACUGCGUAGAUGUCAAGGCUCAGACGCCACUCUUCGCAGCUGUUCGUGCGAAAUACCUGGAAUGUGUCUUAGCUCUCCUAGGAGCAGGCGCCAAUCCAGAUGGGAACUCCUCCAAUAACUGCUCCCCCGUCCUCACAGCUGCUCGUGAGGGCGAUGUGCAGAUAUUGAUGCAACUGCUCAAACAUGGCGCCGAGGUGAACUCUCGCUCCAAAGUCUUGCUGUGGACCUCCAGCGCCAGGGUGUCGAGCGGGCCGCUGUACCUGGCGGCCGUUUAUGGACAUAUGGAGUGUUUCAAACUGCUGCUCCUCUAUGGAGCGGACCCAGAUUACAACUGCACAGACGCCAAGCUGCUGAGUUCCAUCAAGCAUCCGAAAACUGUGCUGGAGAUGUGCCUCAGGCACGGCUGUGGUGUGGAGUACAUACAGCUUCUCAUCGACUUCGGUGCUAAUGUCUACCUCCCUACGCUGAUCAUCGAGAAGUCCACCAAGCAGAACGAGGCUGUGGAGCUGCUACUGCGGGAAAGAGGAAAUCCUAAAGCUCUGACUUCUCAGUGCCGACUCGCUGUGAGACAGCACCUCCAAAAGAUCAACAAGAUCCACUGUCUGGAGGAGCUGGAAAUGCCAAGGAGUCUCAUUCGCUUCCUGCAACACAAACCCUUCGCCGCCACUGUUCUGUAGCUACAUGAGCUGGAGGCCUGUUCAUGUCAAUUCAGUUUCAUUGUAGCUCAAGAUUUUUCUUUUAAAUGCAGAUUAUGAACCAGCUUUUUUUAAAUGACCCGUGUGUUUGUGUGCUGUUGUGUUGUGACUGAUGCGGUAAUCCAUUAAAUGUGAGG
Messenger RNA from Limanda limanda (common dab), 1137 nucleotides. RefSeq names its product ankyrin repeat and SOCS box protein 12-like. The transcript has 3 exons. Gene Ontology annotation, cellular component: cytoplasm; nucleus. Bases 68 to 982 code for a protein of 304 amino acids. Gene Ontology annotation, biological process: regulation of barbed-end actin filament capping. Gene Ontology annotation, molecular function: protein binding. The record is from RefSeq and is a predicted model, not a curated record. Lineage: Eukaryota; Metazoa; Chordata; Actinopteri; Pleuronectiformes; Pleuronectidae.